AAUACUGUUAAAGUAAGGAUGAAGAGCCCCACUCUUGCUCUGUUUCUCUUCUCUGCCCUGUUGGCUGCGGUGGAGGUAAGAAGCAGGGACACAGUGAAGCUCUGUGGCCUCGACUACGUGAGGACAGUCAUCUACAUCUGUGCCAGCUCACGCUGGCGGAGACAGCUGGAGGGGGCUCCCCACACUCUGCAAGCCGAGACAAGAAAUCACUUCCAGCUCUCAGACAGACAGGAGGCAUCCAAGGAAACUCUUGAGAAAAACCUUCCCAAGAUGGCUGUCUCAGGACAGGAGCUUGUUCAGGAUUCACAGGUGCCCAUGGAAGGGCUUGGAGAGUCAAAGAAGCACCCGGUGGUGUCCAGACGAGAUCUGCAAGCUCUGUGCUGCACAGAAGGCUGUUCCAUGACUGAGCUCAGCACCUUCUGCUAG
Messenger RNA from Acomys russatus (golden spiny mouse), 426 nucleotides. It is a transcript of the gene Insl5, whose product is annotated as insulin like 5. Gene Ontology annotation, molecular function: hormone activity. NCBI's taxonomy places the organism in Eukaryota, Metazoa, Chordata, Mammalia, Rodentia, Muridae. Gene Ontology annotation, biological process: positive regulation of feeding behavior. Gene Ontology annotation, cellular component: extracellular region. The record is from RefSeq and is a predicted model, not a curated record. The transcript has 3 exons. Bases 19 to 426 code for a protein of 135 amino acids.